Messenger RNA from Cyphellophora europaea CBS 101466, 2382 nucleotides. RefSeq lists its product as uncharacterized. The transcript has a single exon. Gene Ontology annotation, molecular function: double-stranded DNA binding. The coding region runs from base 1 to 2382 and encodes 793 amino acids. The record is from RefSeq and is a predicted model, not a curated record. Gene Ontology annotation, cellular component: SMC loading complex; chromatin. NCBI's taxonomy places the organism in Eukaryota, Fungi, Ascomycota, Eurotiomycetes, Chaetothyriales, Cyphellophoraceae. Gene Ontology annotation, biological process: maintenance of mitotic sister chromatid cohesion; mitotic sister chromatid cohesion.
AUGGAUGGCUAUAACAACAAAUGGUCUGGCUAUGGCUUCGCCACCAACGACGAAACCGACUACCUUCAACAGCUCCAACAACACGCUAGGCAACAACCUCAAGUGUUUCAGUACUCGCAGUCCUACCAACAGCAGCAAUACUACCCACCACAAUCACAGCCUGCCGCCUAUCCACAGAUCGAAGUAGUAGUCCCUUCCAGACCGCCCCAAAUGCAGUACCAGCCGUCAAACUCUCAACCCUCAUACUACCACAAUCAACAGUAUGCGCCUCAGCCCGUCCAAUACCACCAGAUGUAUCAGCAGCCACCUCAGUUCGAUGGUACUAUGAACGGCUACCCUGCGCUCGCGGUCCAACCUCCGCAAAGGCCUUUACACAACGGUGUACCGAAACAAGAGAGUCCAACCAUGGCACCAGCUCCUGUUCCGCCACCUGCAACGUCAACACCCCCGCCUCAACACGAUUAUGCACGGAUCUUGCUAGUUCUCGCCGAUGAAUAUAUCCAGGCUGCGAACCGGGCUGGGGAAGACUCAGAGGAGCAUUUUCGGCUCGUCUCUUUCGCUCUGGGAUGCAUGGAGUCGGCGCUGAAUAACUUCCAGUUGUCUCCUCUGCGCGAAGCCCAAGUUUCGCUCACCUAUGCUCAAAUCUUGUACGAGGAAACCGAGAACUACGACGAAGCCGAGAAAGUUCUGACAAAAGCCGUCGAGCUGUGCGAAAGAAACAACUACCUAGACCUCAAGUACUCAUUGAUGCUCCUCUCUGUCCGAGUCCUAUUUCAGACCAAGCCCAAGGCCGCAGUCAAGGCCAUACAAGGCUACCUCGCAGAUAUGGAGGCUUACAAGCAUACUGCAUGGGAAUAUGCCUUUCGCUACGAGCUCGCAAUACUGAACCUCUCGCCAAAUCUACGGGACAUUCAGAGCGCCAUUUUCCAACUUGGACGCCUGGAGAGUCUUGCGGACAAACACCAUGACAAGGCCAUGGUGGCGUUUGCUGCAGCUAUGCUAGGACUCCUGCUUCUUCAGACAUGUCAGGCAGAUGCUAUUUCUGACGCACAGCAAGCCAUUGCACGGCUUAGAUCUAUGCAGUUCGACCCACAGGUAGCGGCCCUUCCACAACUCAGAAUGCUUGCCGAGUACGUCGACUUGUGCUGUAGCAUACGACAGUGCAAUCACCAACAAGGCGAUGAAAAAAGAAAGCGCAUGCAAGACACAUGGGGCCGUAUAGUUAAUGAUGCGGCUUGGCGUGAUGGUGGUAACGUCGUCUACAUCCCCCUGAACGACAACUCACUCCACGAAUACGCUCUUCAGUCCGGUGGAUUGGUAGUGAAGCGAGAUGGCAAAUAUGUGUUACCCUUCUCCUGGUGCAAUCGAGACGAAUUUGAAGCAGUCGCUUUCUUACUUUGCGCCAGUAGCAAAGCGCACAAGAAUAGUUCGGACGGAGGAAAGGCGCAGCAGUUCCUUGACGAGGGACUUGCGCGUAUUAGGGACGCCACCGGUGCUACGGUACUGAAUCGACAGAUGUUGGAAUGCCGGUUCCUCAUUGAUUCCGCAUACCUCCAAUGCUUGAAGAGCCAAUGGACGCACGCCAAAAAGCUUGUUACAGAAGCUGCCAGCACCAUGAAAGGGCACGAAGAUCACUAUCCGAAAAGUAUGAUCUCCGCUCUGCAGUAUCUUAAUGGCACCAUCCAUCAAGGCUUAGGCAAUCUGGAACGUGCUCUUCAGAUAUGGCAAUCGCCUAUAUUUGACCUCAAGAACUUCUUACAGCGUCCGAUACCAAAUCAGCCUCGAAUACUUCGACGGCAUCAAGAUCUGGAUACCGAGGUUCGGCGCAACCUUUGCAUUCUGGCGUGCAUGAACCGAUUAUUCAUCAUUGAUGAUGGUUCCCACCCCAGACAUCGCGAAAAGGCGGAUCUUCUGGUAGUCCUGGAUACAUUCGUCAAAUCCUCGCAAGAUCGCAACAUCUCAGCAGCUCACACGCUUGUGCAUUCGCUUCUCACGAAUAGUGGCAUUUGGGUUUCAAAAGAGGCACUCGUCAAGGCCUUAGGCGUUGCAAAGGAGAUUAUGAAUCAGCAGAUCACAGCUCUGGUCCUAGUAGUAAUGCAACAGGCCUUCUUCCUGGGAGCGACUGAUGCACAUGCGCAGAAGUGUGUCAAUGCUGUUGCGGUGCAGAUGAAAAGCUGGCGGAGUCCGACCUGGAUGCAUGUGACCGAGGGCAUUCAAGCUGAGAGCCUACAAUUCAUGGGACAGUUCGAUGAGUCUGCGCAGAAACUCGAAGCUGCCAGAUGUAGCUGGGAGAAAUUGCCUGAAGGCAUAAGGAAAAGCGUCGACUGGCGUAUGAUGCCCAAGGUGAAGACGGUGGCAAAACAGCAGCACGAUGCCGUCUAA